Sinocyclocheilus anshuiensis is the source of this 708-nucleotide messenger RNA. Its product is annotated as somatolactin-like. The transcript has 5 exons. Gene Ontology annotation, molecular function: growth hormone receptor binding; growth hormone activity. Gene Ontology annotation, cellular component: extracellular region. Gene Ontology annotation, biological process: positive regulation of receptor signaling pathway via JAK-STAT; positive regulation of growth; growth hormone receptor signaling pathway. The record is from RefSeq and is a predicted model, not a curated record. Bases 1 to 708 code for a protein of 235 amino acids. NCBI's taxonomy places the organism in Eukaryota, Metazoa, Chordata, Actinopteri, Cypriniformes, Cyprinidae.
AUGAACAAGCUUAAAGUUCUGCAGGCCUGGCUGUGGUGUGAGUCGCUAUGGCCUUGCUGGCUUUCUCACGCUGUUCCUCUGGACUGCAAAGACGAGACGGGAUCGCUCACCCAAUGUGCUUCAAUCUCUCAAGAGAAACUUCUGGAUCGUGUCAUCCAACAUGCAGAGCUCAUCUACCGCGUCUCUGAAGAGUCCUGUACUCUUUUUGAGGAUAUGUUCGUCCCGUACCCUCUGCAUGCUUUGAGGAGUCAGGGAGGAAACUUGUGCCACACCAAACCCUUCCCAAUCCCAGGCUCCAAGAAUGAAAUUCAGCAGAUAUCGGACAAAUGGCUGCUUCACUCGGUCCUGAUGCUGGUGCAAUCGUGGAUGGAACCCUUGAUCUAUCUGCAAACUACUCUUAAUCGUUACGAUGACGCCCCCGACGCUCUGCUCAACAAGACCAAGUGGGUGUCUGAUAAACUGCUCAGCCUUGAGCAGGGUGUGGUGGUCCUCAUCCGCAAGAUGCUGGAUGAAGGGAUUCUGACGUCCUCGUCUAUCUUCGAGCACACGCUGACCCCAUACAAUGAACAGUCCCCAGAGGUGCUGGAGUCCGUUCUCAGGGACUACAACCUACUCAUCUGCUUCAAGAAGGACGCCCACAAGAUGGAGACCUUCCUCAAGCUACUCAAAUGCCGUCAGAGCAACAAGCUCAGCUGUCUUUCCUACUAA